Messenger RNA from Cavia porcellus (domestic guinea pig), 2205 nucleotides. It is a transcript of the gene Psmd9, whose product is annotated as proteasome 26S subunit, non-ATPase 9. Lineage: Eukaryota; Metazoa; Chordata; Mammalia; Rodentia; Caviidae. The record is from RefSeq and is a predicted model, not a curated record. Gene Ontology annotation, molecular function: protein binding. The transcript has 6 exons. The coding region runs from base 643 to 1206 and encodes 187 amino acids. Gene Ontology annotation, biological process: proteasome regulatory particle assembly. Gene Ontology annotation, cellular component: nucleus; cytoplasm.
CCUGAGCUUCCUGCCCGCGCGGCCCUGGGCGCCGCAGUUGCGGCCGCUGUUGGCCCCAGGCGGCACUCGCGUAGACGCUGGCCCGGGGUGCGGUGCCUUUCUGGUGUUUUAGGUUGCCAGGCAUUAGUGCGUUUUGGGUUUUGUUUUUUAUUUUGAGCCAGGGUCUCGCACCAUAGUUCAUGCUGGCCUUGAGGUCAGUGUAGCCCAGGCUGGCUUCGAACUCAUGGCGAUCCUCCCGCCUGGUGUCCCCCCCCCCCCGAGUGCUGGGCUUACAGGAGUGCACCACCGCGCCCGACUGGAGUUUCUUCAACUCAAAUAUUAAUAUUUUUUAAAAGAGUCACUUGGGGUCGGGUGUGGUGGCACGUGCUCGUAAUCCCAACACUGUGGAGACAGGAGAAUCACCGCAAGUUCGAGGCCAGCCUGGGCUACAAAAUGAACUCGAGUCGCUUGAGGAUCAUGUUAAAAUGCAAAUUCCAGGUGGGGCCAGGGACUGCAUUUUUUUUUUUUUUUUUUUUUUUGGUCUUUUUCGUUUUUAUCGGUACCAGGGAUCAAACUCACAACUGCCUGCUUGCAAGGCAGGAACUUAUGCCACUGAGCUAAAUCCCCAACUCCCAGGGACUGCAUUUCUAUCAACUCCUAGCCAUGCUGAGGCUGGGCCGGAUUUCCACACAGCAAAAAGGCAUUGGGAUGGACGAGCCGCUGGUGGACUGCGAGGGCUACCCACGCGCGGAUGUGGACCUGUACCAAGUGCGGGCGGCCAGGCACAACAUCAUCUGCCUGCAGAAUGACCACAAGGCAGUGAUGAAGCAGGUGGAGGAGGCCCUGCACCAGCUGCAUGCCCGAGACAAGGAGAAGCAGGCCCGGGACCUGGCUGAGGCCCGCAGGGAGGCCCUGAGCCGCAGGUCUGGGCAGGGCGAGAGCCAGGGCCCCCCGCAGGCCUUCGCCAGGGUGAACAGCGUCAGUGCCGGCUCCCCGGCCAGCUUUGCGGGCCUGCAGGUGGACGAUGAGAUCGUGGAGUUUGGCUCUGUGAAUGCCCAGAACUUCCAGUCGCUGCAGAAUGUGGGCAGCGUGGUGCAGCACAGCCAGGGGAGGCCGCUGACAGUGACGGUGAUCCGCAGAGGGGAGAGACAGCAGCUCCGCCUAGUCCCGACGCGCUGGGCGGGCAAAGGCCUGCUGGGCUGCAACAUUGUUCCUCUGCAGAGAUGACUGCCAUGCCCUGGACCUAGGCCCUCGCGGGGAACCCCAUUGUGUUUGCUCCCUGAAGUCUUAAGAGUCGUCUGGUGGCCAAAACCUGGCCCCUCCUGCUGCCAUCGAUGGGCAGAGGCAUUUCUGGAAACAGUCUGUGCCCAGCCUCUGUGACCAAUCAGGACCAGACGGAAAUGAGAACUCCGGGGCCUCAGGGCAGGUGGGCGGGAGCUGUGUGUGCGGUGCUGAUGAGACUUCUGGGGAUUUCUUUUUCCCUGAAUAUGGCUGUGCAGGGUGGAGGUGACCACGGAGUCACCCUCGGCGAGUUUCUCCUGAGCAUCUCUCACUCAGGAGAGGGUUAAGUGUGGGGCUGGAACAUCCCCAAUGCGCUGGACUCCGGCUCCGUGGCAUCUCUCCUUGCUUUCGCUCCUGUGUGUACAGAGAGCACUGAGCACUUCAGGGCAGCCUCAGUGGCCAGAGCCCUCGGCCCUCUGGGGGGUAGCGUGGCCCCCACUGGAAUGAAACCCACUCUGUGCUGCCAGCUUGACCCUCUAAACAACCCAGCUAUGGCCCAAAUCAGCGCCGGCACCGAGGUGUGCCUGCCACUGCUGAUCGCAAGUGUUUACACAUCCGCCUUCUUGACGAUGCCACUUGCUUCCUUUUCUCUGUUGAGAUGCUAACGGCCUUCCCUGGACUCCAUGUCUGAGUCUCCUGCCCUCCCUCCAUGGUCCAGUGUUUAUAGUGUUUAUUGGCCUUGGUUUCGCAGACCGCUUCCUCUUGUGGAGGCCUGGGGCAGUCUGCUGAGGACGCCUGUGCCUAUGGUUUCCUGGGCUUGGCCUCAGUGUGGGCUUCUGGCCGAAGAUGUCAGGCUCCACCGCAAAGCCUUCUGCCUGAGUGCGCUCCAGCCCCGCGGACUCUGCACACCACAUCUUCCAGGGCUUCCUGUUCAGACCAUGCCUGGCAGGGCAGGUAUCUUCGUCUCCAGACCCCGAACUGUAAUAAAGUUUGUGUCCACUUCCA